This is a messenger RNA of Pistacia vera, 2662 nucleotides long. Its product is annotated as DNA topoisomerase 3-alpha-like. The transcript is spliced from 16 exons. Gene Ontology annotation, cellular component: chromosome. Gene Ontology annotation, biological process: DNA topological change. Bases 1 to 2493 code for a protein of 830 amino acids. The record is from RefSeq and is a predicted model, not a curated record. Lineage: Eukaryota; Viridiplantae; Streptophyta; Magnoliopsida; Sapindales; Anacardiaceae. Gene Ontology annotation, molecular function: zinc ion binding; DNA topoisomerase activity; DNA binding.
AUGGGUCUAAGUGAUGCUAAACCUUGUGACACUCCUAUGGUUCCUAAUGUGAGAUUGAAUGUUGAGGAUGGAGAGAUGUUUUGUGAUCCAAAGAGGCACAGUCGGAUAGUUGGAAAGUUAAACUACCUUACAGUAACCCGUCCAGAUAUUACUUUUUCAGUGAGUGUGCAAUCUCCACGGGCAUGGUUUGGGAGGUUUAGCGAAGUGGUGACUCAGUCUGGUUUACAUAGGAGUGCUUAUGAUCACUCUGUCUUUUAUAAGCAAUCGAGUUCUGGCAUCAUUCUUUUGGUUGUUUAUGUUGAUGACAUUAUAAUCACUGGCAGUGAUGAUGUUGGCAUUCAGAGUUUGAAAAACUGUUUGGCUUCCAAAUUUCACACAAAAGACUUGGGUACUUUAAGGUAUUUUCUCGGAGUUGAGGUUUUUCGGAGUAAGAAAGGGAUUUUUCUCUCUCAACGCAAGUAUGUAUUAGAUGUGUUGACUGAAAUGGGUCUAAGUGAGGCUAAGCCUUGUGACACUCCUAUGGUUCCUAAUGUGAGAUUGAAUGCUGAGGAUGGAGAGAUGUUUGGUGAUCCAGAGAAGUACAGACGAAUAGUUGGAAAGUUAAACUACCUUACAAUAACCUGUCUAGAUAUUGCGUUUUCAGUGAGUGUGGUGAGUCAAUUUAUGUCUUCUCCUAGGACAUAUCAUUGGGAUGCGGUCCUCCAUAUCUUGAAAUAUCUAAAAGGAGCUCCUGGACGUGAGAUUCUUUACAGUGACCAUGGUCAUAAUAAGGUAGAAGGUUUUUUAGAUGCUGAUUGGGCAGGAUCCUCUGUGGAUAGACGGUCUGUGACUGGGUUUUGUGUUUUUGUUGGAAGAAAUCUUAUUUCUUGGAAAAGUAACAAGCAACCAGUUGUAGCUAGGUCAAGCGCAGAGUCUGAGUAUCGGGCUAUGGCACAAGUUACGUGUGAGCUCAUAUGGACAAGACAUCUUCUUAGAGAAAUUGGGUUUGGUGACCCAGGGACUAUGGACUUGUGGUGUGACAACCAAGCAUCCAUACAUAUAGCAAACAAUCCAGUCUUUCACGAGAGGAUUAAGCAUAUAGAAGUGGAUUGUCACUUUGUACGAGAGAAACUUGAACAAAAGUUAAUUGCUACUAAUCAUGUUAGAACAGGGGAACAAUUAGCUGACAUCUUCACGAAGUCUCUAGUUGAUAAAAGGUUCAUCCCAACAACAUUGACUCUUGAUUCAGGAGUCACUAGACCACCGCCUCUUUUAAGUGAAGCUGAUUUACUAAGUUGUAUGGACAAGGCGGGCAUUGGAACAGAUGCGACAAUGCAUGAUCACAUAAAGAAGCUGCUAGAUAGGUUUUAUGCAACAAAGGAUGCAAACACGCGCUUCUCACCAACUAAUCUUGGAGAGGCGCUAGUUAUGGGGUAUGAUGACAUGGGGUAUGAGCUCUGGAAGCCAAAUCUCAGAUCAAUGAUGGAAAAUGACAUGAAAGAAGUUAGUGUAGGCAAUAAGAGUAGAGCUGAAGUUUUGGCAAGUUGCUUGCAGCAGAUGAAAGCUUGCUUUUUAGAUGCGAGGAUGAAAAAAGUUAAACUCUUACAAGCAAUGGCAAUUUUCUUUGAGAGAUCUGGUGGUGAUGAACAGCGAGCAAGUGGAGAAGUUGUUUGUCGAUGUGGUAUUUGCCAAGAAUCAAAUAUGGUGCUUAGGCAAAGCCGGGAUGGCAAUUUCAUGGUUGGUUGUGUGGCUUAUCCACAGUGCAGGAAUGCUGUUUGGCUCCCUGGAUCUGUAUCAGAAGCAGCUGUAACCUCUAACGCUUGCAACUCUUGCAGUCCUGGUCCUGUUUACCUGAUUCAGUUCAAGUUUCGUCAGCAUGAAAUACCUCCCGGUUUCAGUGCCACCCAUUUGGGCUGCAUUGGUGGUUGUGAUGAAACUCUUAGACAGUUAAUAGAAAUCUGUGGAACUGGUUCACGCAUUCCAGCAAGAGGCCGAGGACCGAGUGUAUCAUCUGGUAAUGUUCAACAAAGUAACACUAGGCAGCGUGCUUGCAUUUACUGCCAGCAAACAGGGCAUGCUUCAAGUGAUUGCCCUUCACAACUUUCAGGCUCUCGAAAUGCUCGCUCUAGAGCGAUGAACAUGCAAAGUGGAGAGUCUUUUAUGCAAUGUACCACAUGUGGAACGACAUGUGUUUUGCGAACUGCUAAUACAGCAAACAACAGAGGAAGGAAGUUCUACUCAUGUCCUUCGCAAGAGUGCAAUUUCUUUGCAUGGGAAGAUGACCUCAACAGUGGCACUAGGGGAAGAAAUAAUCCACAUGCACACAUCAGCGGCUCAGCAUCUAAUACGAGCAGGAGGGGUGGCUGUGGCCGUGGCAGAGGCAGUCAAAGUGUAGGACGUGCUCCGGAUAUGACUUUUGUGUCAGCUACUGGUGAUCCCAUAUCUGGUAGAAGAUGUUAUGUAUGCGGUGAUCCAUCACAUUUUGCUAAUGUCUGCCCAAACCGUGGUACCUGAUGAUCCUGAAAUAGACAUCUUCAGCUCUCUAUGUGCUAGUUCAAAGGAGUAUGCUGCUUGCCUACAAUUAUUAACAAGACUUCUGGCUGAUAGUAUGAUAUGCUUGAAAGAAUUGACAAAACUUACCUGAAGAACAUUUACAUAUUAGAAGUUUUAAGCAGUAGAGUUU